AUGCUACACAGCGUUGCAAAAUGCGUCUUCCGCCCAUCGGUGAAGACAGUACAGCCUGCUUGGAAGGCCACACCAUGUGGAAUCCCAAGAGCUGCCAUCGCACUCAGUGCCAAGCCUAAACUCCGCGACUACCAGGAGGACUGUAUAAGAUCAGUACUCUUGUCGUUGAAACAGGGGCAUAAACGGCUGGGCAUCUCUCUGGCCACCGGCAGCGGCAAGACGGUGAUCUUCACUCAGCUGAUUGACAAGAUACGUGCACGUCCCAACGGCGGCGACCGUACUCUCAUCCUAGCUCAUCGCCGCGAGCUCGUCGAGCAAGCUUCCCGCCAUUGCCACUUGGCAUAUCCGUCAAAGACGAUCGAGAUUGAGAUGGGCUCGAUCCAUGCAUCCGGAGGAGCGGACAUCACCGUUGCUAGCGUGCAGAGCAUAACGUCCAGGGACAGACUGGAAAAGUUCCUGCCGUCUGACUUCAAGUUGGUCCUGGUGGAUGAAGCCCAUCAUGUUGUUGCGCCCGGAUACCUCAAAACCUUGAAGCAUUUCGGAUUGGACCAGAAGCAGCAAGACUCACCCACUUUGAUCGGUGUGUCUGCUACUUUUUCUAGAUUCGACGGCGUGAAGCUUGGGGCAGCCAUCGACGAGAUUGUCUACCACAGAGAUUACGUCGACAUGAUUACCGACAAGUGGCUGUCCGAUGUGAUAUUCACCACGGUCGAAUCGUCGGCAAACUUGUCCAAGGUGAAGAGUGGUGCCUUUGGUGACUUCCAAACCGGAGAGCUUUCCAAGGUGGUCAACACGGACGAAGUCAACGACAUUACUGUCAAAAGCUGGAUGGCCAAAGCCUCGGACAGGAAGAGCACGCUCGUCUUUUGCGUGGACCUGGCACAUGUGUCUGGUCUCACCCGCAAAUUUCGAGAGUACGGAUACGAUGCGAGAUUCGUCACGGGCGAGACUCCCAAAGUGGAGCGGAGCGAGAUAUUGGAAGCGUUCAAGAGCGGCCAGUUUCCCGUCUUGGUCAACUGCGGUGUCUUCACCGAAGGGACAGACAUACCCAACAUUGACUGCAUAGUCCUGGCAAGGCCGACCCGGUCGCGCAAUCUGCUGGUGCAGAUGAUUGGCCGGGGCAUGCGCCUGCACCCAGGCAAGGAGAACUGCCACAUUAUCGACCUGGUUUCCAGCCUGGAGACGGGAAUCGUGACCACGCCGACGCUGUUCGGCCUCGACCCCAACGAGCUCGUGGACAAGGCCUCCGUGACAGACAUGAGAGGGAUGCAGGAGCGCCGAAGCGCGGAACAGAGCAGCCAACAAGAGGCGAGCGCUACCGGGGCGGCGGGUUCGCCCAUGAGCCCCGCCGAGGCUGUCACCUUCACCGACUAUUCCUCCGUCCUGGAUUUGAUUGCCGACACAUCUGGGGAGAAGCACAUUCGGGCCAUCAGCCAAUACGCCUGGGUGCAAGUCGGGCCCGGAAAGUUCGUCCUCUCCGCACCGAGCGGCUCGUAUAUCCGGAUCGAGCGCAUCCAAGGCGACGCGACGGCCUCGUCCCCGACCUACAGGGCCGUCGAGAUUCGCGCGCUUCCCCCCGGGGUGGCCAAGUCGCCGUUUGCGGCGCCGCGGGAGAUUCUGACGGCGGCUACCUUUGGCGACGCCGUCCACGGGGCCGACACGUAUGCUGCCAACGCCUUCCCACACACCUUUAUCCACCGCAACCAGCCCUGGAGACGGCUGCCGCCGACCCAGGGACAGCUCGACUUUGUCAACAAACUCCGCGGCAAGGCGAACCCCCUCAAAGCAACGGAUCUGACCAAGGGAAAGGCCGCCGACAUGAUCACCAAGCUGAAGCACGGCGCUCGUGGCCAGUUUGCCAGAAUCGAGGCUGAGCAGCGGAGGAGGGAGAAGCUGUCGAGCGCGACGGACGCAAGGCAAAGCAGAGAGCGUGUGGAAGUUGGGCCGGUGAUGGCUUAG
Molecule: messenger RNA, 1959 nt
Organism: Ustilaginoidea virens
Lineage: Eukaryota; Fungi; Ascomycota; Sordariomycetes; Hypocreales; Clavicipitaceae
Exons: 2
Coding region: 1-1959 (652 amino acids)
Molecular function (GO): DNA binding; hydrolase activity; ATP binding
Source: RefSeq, a predicted model, not a curated record